GAGGAAACCUACUUUAUCAACCGUACGAGACAUCAGAAGUUAAUAAGGAGUGGGGAUAAGAAGGUAGUCGAGGGGCCUGACGUAGGUCCCCUCAGGCGUCUUCCCGCUCGAGGGCUUUGCGUGAUUCGUUCGAAGGUCGGUCCACCGUGUGAAGGCAGCUUAAUAGAGAGUAACAUGUGCAACCGAAGAAUAGUGGCGAUGCCGAUGUUGCCGGGGCACGAGCUACACCGUGAUCGCUCUGUUCUCCACGAACUCUGACCGAUACUUAUUCGAUCGUGAUCUUUAAGAUCUAUUAGUGUGAAUUGAAAGUAUAAACGUGUGGAAUUAUUCGAAUCGAAUGAACGAACACUGUUCUUAUGUUGAAGAAAAAAAAAAAGGGGGACAACGAAUUGAUCAAUUGAAGGAAAAAUGAUUGAGAUUGUUUAUACAAGGAGGGGGAUUAAGGAAGGAUAUGGGACGGUGAAUGGGUGGGUGAGGGGGAUGGAAUUGCCAAGUGUUUCUCAAAGUUAACUCGCACAGUGUAUAGGUCGAAUCCUUGAGAGAAGUGGUGUGUUCGCUAAAUUAUACGUUUCCACAUGCAUUCGGUAUAUUGUGAACAUCGGACGCGUUACACGUUGUAACGGGUGGUGCAGGAAAAGUGAACAGUGAAAUCGUCAAAUCGUUUUCAAAUUCUUAAUGAUAUCGAGAAAAUUUAUUAAAUUUUAAUAAGGUGAACGUUCCUCGACAAAUCAAAAGGAUGUUCGCCAGGCUAUGCAGACAAACUCCGAACGGAGACUUGAAGAGGCGACACUCCUGGAACAGCGAAGCGGAUUAUCAAUCUGUGGAAACAGGAGCCGAAACAGUUUCCGGUGAGGAAGGUGACAUUUCGUCUCCUGAAAACGACGAUAGGAUAUCCUACAAGGAAAAUGGCUGUUCGAUGCAGACGGUGGACUUGGUGGCGAAUUGUCCACUUCCGGUGGUGACAGGAUCCUCAAGGUCGCCAUCGCCAUCAAGGUCGUCGACACCCACGACGCCCUUGACACCCGUUGCAUCGACGAGGAGCAUGGGGCAACGGCCAAGUACACUUUUGCGUCCGAAGAUCUCUUUGACUUGGGUCCUCCGUGGUCAGCAACAACAACAACAACAACCGCAACAACAACAACAACCGCAACAACAACAACAACCGCAACAACAACAACAACAACCGCAACAACAACAAUCACAGCAACAACAACAACAAUCACAGCAACAACAACAAUCUGGAAAUACUGGAAAUACUGGAAAUGGAAAUCAUUCAGUUUCCAACACGACGGGAACAAACGUUCAUCGUGAUACACUUUCCCAUGAAAGCAGAGAGGUGUCCUCUAGAAGAAGCAUCAAAAGUGAUAAAGAAAAGGAUGCUGCCAAGGAGAAUAUCGUGGGACAAGAAAAACGUGAAAAGAAGAUCCUUCAACGAAUUGAAAAGAUCGACAAAAUGGAGAAGUCGAUCAGCAAGGAGACGAUAAUUGACGACAAAACGAUCGAGAGUCUGUUAGAGAAAUAUCCGGAAAAGGAAUUGUUCGCAAGCGCGAAAGAAACGAGAGAAAAAGAAAAAGUAAAGAAAGCCGUUUCCGAACCCUCACUCGUAUCUCGUGAAUCAACGUCGACCCCAAAUAGUCGUGACAAACACAGACACAGACGUACAAAACGUCCACAUAAAACGAGACCACCCAGUAGAUUUGGUUAUGAGAUUGCCGACCUUGAUGCAUUUUUAACAAAGGCAUCCAUCGAGAGACCAGCUAACAUCCCAGUUGUUUUAUCCUUUCCAUCGGUCUUAUAUCAAACGCAAGGUGGUACACAGGACGAGAUGGCUCUACCGCUUGGGACAGUAGUAAAUGCAGUUUUUAAAAAUCAAACCUGGCUCUACGUGCAAACACCACAUGGCCAAGAAGGAUAUGUCGGAUAUGCAGCCUGUUUACCACUAGGAAUAUUACCGCAACCUACGCGUGGUCCAUGUUGGGAAGAUUCCACUGAUGUUUUUCCACGUCCAUUGGGUAACAUGACUGAUACAGAAAAAUUAAGAGACACAAGAUCUGAAUGCGGUGCACGAAGUAGAAACGCCAGAGUAAGGAGAGGCUCACGAGAUGCAGUUUCCGCUUGCGGAGAACGCAGUGUCGAUAGAUUGUAUCUAAGAGCAGCUGCAAAUGCUAAAACGAAAGGUGCCAGGCAUACAUUGCUCGUCAUACGUAACGAUUACGAAGGUCGUGGUGCAAACUCUUUGAGUGUUUCUAAAGGUGACGUCGUUGCUCUUUUAAGCGAUCACGUCAAUGAUUGGUUUUGGGUUCGAUCAAGAGAUGGUAGGGAAGGUUUUAUACCGGCUGUGGUUGCUGGUCAUGGUUUCUUAUAAAGAAAAAAAAAAAAAAAAAAAAAAAAAAAGAAAAAAAAGGAAAAAGGGAAGAAGGAAGAAGAAGAAGAAGAAGAUUCAGUCAUGCGUAGUAUCCAUUGAUUUGAUUUAAAAACAAUGGUACGAUAUUGUACAUUUGUUGUAUAAAAUUUUAUAUAUGGUGUGCAAAAUGUUAUUGUAAUAAUAUAUAUUUAUUACUUGGACCGAAAAAAAAAAAAAAGAUUAUAUCUUUCGUAAA
Vespa mandarinia (Asian giant hornet) is the source of this 2600-nucleotide messenger RNA. RefSeq lists its product as uncharacterized. The record is from RefSeq and is a predicted model, not a curated record. Gene Ontology annotation, biological process: positive regulation of transcription by RNA polymerase II. Gene Ontology annotation, cellular component: mediator complex. Lineage: Eukaryota; Metazoa; Arthropoda; Insecta; Hymenoptera; Vespidae. Gene Ontology annotation, molecular function: transcription factor binding; transcription coactivator activity.